AUCGAACUCAAUUGAGUUGAGUGAGAGUGUGACACCAUCAUCACACACGACAUUGAUCUGUGUACAUUAAUUGACCACGUACACAUAAAAAUCGGGGCCCACUUUAUAAGCCCAAUUUCCCAAAGUCCCCUGGAGUGUGAGCCAUGGCGCUUCGCUUCGCGGCAAGGAAAAUUGUAUCUUCAUCCGCGCCGGCGUUGCUACCGAGAUCGGCGGCCGCCGGCAGAAGACAGGCAUCGUCUUCAUCUUCAUCUUCACCGUCUUCUUCUCCCAAAGCCAGUAAGAAAGUCACGGACGAUCGUCUCGCUUCCGUGAUUGACGCCGUCAAUGACCGCAAACUCCCGCCGGAGCUCCGCGGACAGCGCAACAACGUCAGAUCAGAAACUGAUAUUGUAAAUGUGGUGGAGCAACGGGUGUGGCAUGCCAUGGAAGAAGGUCAAUUUGAAAACUUGCCCGGGAAGGGAAAACCUCUGGACCUCGAUACUAACCCCCAUGCUGACCCUGCUGAAGACACCUUAUACAGGAUUCUUAACAAAAAUGGAUGCGCUCCAGAAUGGGUUGAACUUAACAAAGAGAUAAGAAAUAGCAUUGCUGGCUGGCGCAUAGCACUUCGCAAAGCUUGGAUGUGUAAUGACGGACUCAAUGAUUCCGAAUGGCUCGAGACUUCAGAAGCAUUGAAACUCCAGCUCCGUGAUCUAAAUAACAAGGUGUUCCGUUACAACCUUAUUGUUCCAUUUGGCCGCCAAAUGUUCGGAUUCAAGUGGGAGAGAGAAAUAGAACGACUGAAGGAAGAAACUCAGAUUGAGAAUUGAUUUGGUAUUCCUUUUCUUUUUGUUAAUCAUCAUUUCACCAAUUGACAACUCUGUGCUUUAUACCAUGUAGUUUAUGUGACAUUCCUAUAGUUUACAUUCAGGCAAUGUGAAAUCAAUUUUGGGUA
Molecule: messenger RNA, 934 nt
Organism: Salvia miltiorrhiza (redroot sage)
Lineage: Eukaryota; Viridiplantae; Streptophyta; Magnoliopsida; Lamiales; Lamiaceae
Exons: 3
Coding region: 144-809 (221 amino acids)
Source: RefSeq, a predicted model, not a curated record